AUGUCUGCCCCAACAGGUAUCCCAACCUACAAUUCAGCGCCCGUGAACCCCAACAAGGAGGGAGAAGGCACACACGCAACAGCCUCACAGCCUGAACCCGCCACCGCAAUCGAGCCACCAGCAAGCGCACCGUCACAACCUCCAGCAGCACCCGCAACAACCACAGCAGCAGCCACAGCUCCCUCCAACCCCGCAAUAUACACGACCGCCGAGCCAAAAUCAGCACCACAACAACAACCCCAACAACCUCCCCCGAGACAGCGACAUCCACAACGCAAACUCCACCCGCUCCCCAACCCGGCGCCGUCCCGUCACCAUCAACAGCAUACACGGGGACGGCACCCCAAACCUCUACAAUCCCCCCCACCCCCGAAAGCCGGCGAAGCCAUCUCCCAGCCUCCAACCCAACCAACCCAAAGCUACACGCAAUUCUACUCCUACAACCCACCCCUAGGUGCGCAGACUGCAUUGCCGAACUCGACCACCUCAUCCUAUUCGUCUGUGUAUCCGACGCAGGCGGGAUCGCAUCGUCCGCAGGCGCUGCCGCUGCACUACGGUGCUGGGGCUGGGGCUGGGUCUGGUGGUGGAGCGAGUAGUAUCUUCCCUGAAGAGGAGGAGGAGGAGGGGUUUAUGGGUGCGGCGAAGGGGUGGCUACGGUGGUCUGGGAAUAAGUUAGCGGAGGUUGAGAAGGGGGUUUGGAAGAAGAUUAAUGAUGUUCAUGAUUAG
Messenger RNA from Penicillium mononematosum, 726 nucleotides. RefSeq lists its product as uncharacterized. Lineage: Eukaryota; Fungi; Ascomycota; Eurotiomycetes; Eurotiales; Aspergillaceae. Bases 1 to 726 code for a protein of 241 amino acids. The record is from RefSeq and is a predicted model, not a curated record. The transcript is spliced from 2 exons.